This is a messenger RNA of Lycium barbarum (goji berry), 684 nucleotides long. RefSeq lists its product as uncharacterized. Bases 1 to 684 code for a protein of 227 amino acids. The transcript is spliced from 2 exons. Lineage: Eukaryota; Viridiplantae; Streptophyta; Magnoliopsida; Solanales; Solanaceae. The record is from RefSeq and is a predicted model, not a curated record.
AUGUCUCAGAGUUCUUAUGCAGAGGAUAUUCUUGACCGGGAAGGCAUGUCACAGUGUAAGCCUUUCCCCACUCCUGUUGACACAAAAGACAAACUCAGUGCUUCUUCAAGCGCCCCGUAUGAGGAUCCUACGAAGUAUCGUCGUCUGGCAGGUGCUUUGCAAUACUUGACAUUCACUCGGCCUGACAUAUCAUACGUCGUCCAACAGGUUUGCUUGUUUAUGCAUGACCCCAAAGUCCAGCAUAUUGAAGCAUUAAAACGCAUUUUGCGUUACAUUCGAGGUACGAUUGACUUUGGCACACAUUUAUACAAGUCCUCUCUCCAGUCACUACUAUCAUAUACAAAUGCUGAUUGGGGAGGAUGUCCAGACACUCAACGCUCCACAUCGGAUUAUUGUGUCUAUCUUGGGGAUAACUUGAUUUCUUGGUCUUCUAAGCGUCAACCUACUCUAUCUAAGUCAAGUGCUGAAGCAGAAUACCGAGGGGUUGCUAAUGCUGUCUCUGAGUCUUGUUGGAUUCGUAAUCUGUUGCUUGAACUCAAUUGUCCUAUUCGUAAAGCAACUUUGGUCUAUUGUGAUAAUCACUUUGUACAACAACAAAACAGGCUAACAACAUUACUUGCAUUGGCUACCGGCAAUAACAGGCUAACAACAUUACUUGCAUUGUCUACCGGCUUGACCAUAUAA